AAAAAAUAAAUGGGAAUACUUAAUGGAAACGUGCCUUUAAAUAAUUUACGUUUUAAAGAUGAUAAUUUACCCACUGAUACAUCUAUCGAACAAAAAAGAACAGAAGAUUCAGUGUUAGAAAAGUUUGUUCCUUAUGCACCUAAUAAUAUACGCAAAUUACCUCUAGAAAGUAUCGAACUAGAUCGUAAAAAACAUAUUGCAUUUUUAAAAAGAGGAUUAGCUGGGCUUGGAAGAUGGGGAGCUGCUUUAGAUGCAAGUAAACCUUGGGUGGCUUAUUGGAUAUUACAUUCUUUAGAAUUAUUAGAAUACGAAUUAGAUGUAUCUAUUAUCUCAAGAACAAUCGAAACCUGUAAAAGUUGGCAAUUACCUACAGGUGGUUUUGGAGGAGGAGGGGAUCAGUUAGCUCAUCUUGCUACAACAUAUGCAGCUAUUAAUUCAUUGGCUAUUAUUGGUACGAAAGAAGCAUAUGAAGUGAUUAACAGAGAAACGUUAUAUCGAUUUUUGAUGAGUAUGAAACAGCCUGAUGGGUCGUUUACGAUGCAUAAAGGAGGAGAGAUAGAUAUUCGAGGAUCUUAUUGUGCUCUUUCAGUUGCUUUAUUAACAAAUUUAUUAACACCAGAAUUAACAGAAAAUUGUAUUGAAUUUAUUCGAAAAUCACAAACCUAUGAAGGAGGUAUUGGACCUUAUCCAGGAAAAGAAGCUCAUAAUGGAUAUACAUUCUGUGGUUUAGCUGCGAUGGAAAUACUAGAAGGCAUGAGUGAAUUAAGAUUAGAUAGUUUAACGUAUUGGUGUUCAAGUCGACAAAUGAGCUUAGAAGGUGGAUUUCAAGGAAGAACAAAUAAGUUAGUUGAUGGAUGUUACUCAUUCUGGGGCGCAGGUGAUUUUCCUAUUAUUCGUGCUGAACAAAGUCGACAAACAUUAAAUAACACAUAUGAUUAUUUAUUUGACAGAGAAGCUUUACAAGAAUAUAUACUACUUUGUUGUCAAUCUGAAUUAGGAGGUCUUAUUGAUAAGCCUGGUAAAAGUCCUGAUUUCUAUCAUACUUGUUAUUGUCUUUCUGGUCUUUCUAUUGCUCAACAUUCUAUUCGCUAUCAUCCUGUACUUGAUGUGACUAAAGGCUUACGUUCACUUUUAUGGACCUAUGAAAAUGAAUUCGUCAUCGUAGGUCAUAUUGAUAAUUUAUUGGCUCCAACCCAUCCUGUACAUAAUAUUACUUUACGUUCAGUUAGAAAUAUGAUUCAGUAUUUUUAUAAGGAAGAAUUAAAAGACAUUGAGCAUCUUUUACCUAAAGAUGACGAUCCUGAUAUAGAAUAAAAUUUAAAUCCCCGUAUUUUUUUUUUU
Messenger RNA from Cokeromyces recurvatus, 1341 nucleotides. Its product is annotated as terpenoid cyclases/protein prenyltransferase alpha-alpha toroid. Gene Ontology annotation, biological process: protein farnesylation. Gene Ontology annotation, molecular function: protein farnesyltransferase activity. Bases 10 to 1314 code for a protein of 434 amino acids. The transcript has 8 exons. The record is from RefSeq and is a predicted model, not a curated record. Gene Ontology annotation, cellular component: protein farnesyltransferase complex. NCBI's taxonomy places the organism in Eukaryota, Fungi, Mucoromycota, Mucoromycetes, Mucorales, Mucoraceae.